Durio zibethinus is the source of this 1595-nucleotide messenger RNA. RefSeq names its product nudix hydrolase homolog 9 (gene NUDT9). Lineage: Eukaryota; Viridiplantae; Streptophyta; Magnoliopsida; Malvales; Malvaceae. Gene Ontology annotation, molecular function: GDP-mannose hydrolase activity. The record is from RefSeq and is a predicted model, not a curated record.
UGUCAUUAUGAGAUUGAUUACAGAUUAAAGAUACUGGGAUUUGAUUGAGACUUACCAUUUCAUGGAUCCCAUGCCAUAGGAAUUGGAUGCAAUCUUUAACGUCAAAAAGCAACAACAAGAGCACAACUAAAAAAAAUGUGCUUAGGUUGUCAAAAAAAGGUUCUCUUCAGACAAAUAUCUGAUUGCUGACAGGAUAAAAAAUCUGGUAUAAUCACAUUUGCACCUUUAAAACCUGAAUCAACUUUCAUGUUGCAAUUGAAGCACUGAUGUGAAAAGAAGAAAAUAAAAUCCAAGGCUACCUUUAGGAGGUGAAAUCGAAUAGUCGUGAAUUUUCAUUAAAAUUUCUCAAAAUGGAAAAGGUAGGGUGUAAUGGGUGCUCUCCUCUUGCUUACAAGCUUUUAUUCUCAUGCCCUUUUGGUCUGUCUCUGCCACAGCUGUCUGUGGUUUUUGACGAAUCAUAUGAUAGAAUUCCUCAUUCAGACAUGAAUUUGGAGAAUUCCAUUUCUGAGAUAUGGGAUCAGAGGGUUCAGAAAAAUGAAUCUUUAUUCAAUGGCAAGAAAUUUAGGUAUGGAGGAUAUAGUCAGAAGAGUGGAGAUGGAUCAAACGAAGAGUCAUUUGUAUGCCUCCACCUUGGAUUGACAGAUUAUAGAACUUUUGUGGGUACAAAUUUGAAUCCUUUGUGGGAAAAAUUCUUGGUUGCAUCAGAAGAUGACUCAACACAGUGUCAACACACCUCAAGCCCGGUAGGUAAUGGUGCAAUUGUGGAGACAUCUGACAAGAAAAUAUUGGUGCUGCAAAGAAGUAAUAAUGUUGGUGAAUUUCCUGGGCAUCUUGUUUUCCCAGGAGGCCACCCUGAGCCUCAAGAAGUUGGAAUAGAAACACACAAAUGCAGCAAGGACUCAAAAGAUUAUGAGCUUGUUAAUAAAAGGGUUUCUGAAGAGAUGUUUGAUAGUAUUAUUCGUGAAGUUGUUGAGGAAAUCGGAGUACCAACUACAUCCCUGUCGGAUCCACUUUUUAUUGGCAUGUCUCGUAGGGUUUUGAAUGUUAGACCAGCUAUCUUUUUCUUUAUUAAAUGUAGUCUCGAAUCAAAAGAAAUUCAGCAACUGUAUUCUAAAGCACAAGAUGGCUAUGAAUCCACUCAACUUUAUACAGUCUCACCGAUUGAACUAGAUAGUUUGACAUCAAAAAUGCCUGGCUGCCAUCAAGGUGGGUUUGCUCUCUAUAAACUGAUGGUUGAAGCCUUGAAGAAUAUCUGAUGAUGGUUCAAUGCUGCUGGUCUGUUGAAGAUUUCACCUCUUUAUUUUCAGUUUCUUCAGUUAGUAAUUUUUGGAAGAAAUGUUAUAUUGCUAAUACGCUUGCUUAAGGACAAACUACGGCUAUGCAGCAAAUGCAUCACUCUAUAUAUUUCUAUCUUAAUUUUGCUAUUUGAUGUCGAAGCAACAUUCUAUCAAUAAAUUUUGAUGAAAUAAUAUCAUUUCAACUGCUUUCAGUGAAUUUCCAAGCUAGUUCCAAGCAAUCCGGUGUUUGUUCAAUUAAUUAUGGACAUUGAAUAGAUGCAUUUUAUAUAGCAGUCUGUCAGAAUAUAUGAACAAUAC